GUAAUUUGUAAAUUAUAGGAAUAGGACGGACGACGUAAAUACAGAAAUUUCGUUUAUUUUAUACUUUUUUUUGUUUUAUUUUUUAUUUUCCGGAAAAACUAUAAAUCAGCAAAUUAUUUUGAUUCCUAGUUGUGAAUAGUAACCACACCUAUAAACUAUAAUAAAUACAAGCAAUUAGCACAUACAAAGUUUAAUAAUGGAGGAAUUAAAAAAUUUUUUGCGUGAUGCUGCUGGAGAAGUAAUAAGUGAUAUAAAAACUGCAGCAAUUGAGAAAGCUAAUGAAUUUCUUGGAACUGCAGUCAACGAAGUUUUUCUAAAAAAAGAAUCUGAGCACAAAAAAGUUUUGCCGUGUGUUAGAAAUAUGAAAGUAUUAAACCUUGAGUCAUCGGGAUUUUCCCAACAAAAAUAUAAAAGUUCAAGAAGAUCCCGAGUCGAAAUUCAAGAUUAUGAAAGUUUAAAAAAUAAAUGUUUAGAUAAUGGGUCACUGUUUGAAGAUCCAUUAUUUCCAGCUUCUGAUGAAUCUCUACUUUUUUCUCGACGUUCUGAUAGGUACUUCGAGUGGUUAAGACCUCAUGAAAUUUCAAAUAGUCCGCAAUUUUUUGUUGAAGGAUAUUCUCGAUUUGACAUACAACAAGGAGAGCUUGGCGAUUGUUGGUUGUUAGCUGCAACAGCAAACUUAACCCAAGAUUCGAAUUUAUUUUUUAGGGUUGUACCACCAGAUCAAAGUUUCGAGGACAACUACGCUGGAAUUUUCCACUUUUGUUUUUGGCAAUACGGCAAAUGGGUUGAUGUUGUAAUAGAUGAUCGUUUGCCAACCUAUCGUGGGAAACUAAUGUAUAUGAAUUCGACAGAUAAAAACGAGUUCUGGAGUGCUUUGCUGGAAAAAGCUUACGCCAAAUUACAUGGAUCUUAUGAGGCAUUGAAGGGUGGUACUAUGAUAGAAGCAAUGGAAGAUUUAACUGGUGGAGUUGGGGAGAUGUACGAAACAAAAGAUGCUCCGUCAAAUCUGUUUGAUAUCAUGCUUAAGGCAUAUGAAAGGAAUUCUAUGAUGGGAUGCAGCUUGGAACCAGACCCACAUGUGUUUGAAGCUGAAACUGAGAAAGGGCUCAUACGUGGCCAUGCGUACUCUAUAACUAAGGUCUCUUUAAUGGACAUAGCAACACCAAACCGACGAGGUAAAAUACCCUUACUUCGUUUGCGUAAUCCAUGGGGGAAUGAGGCUGAAUGGAAUGGUGCGUGGAGUGAUCAUUCUCCUGAAUGGCGAUUUAUUCCUGAUAGUGAAAAAGAAAGGAUUGGUCUAAACUUUGAUAGAGAUGGAGAAUUUUGGAUGUCUUUCCACGAUUUCCUUAGUAAUUUUGAUCGCGUUGAAAUUUGUAAUAUGUCCCCAGAUUCUCUCUCAGAAGAACAAAGACACGAUGGUCGCCGUCGGUGGGAAAUGUCAGUUUUUGAAGGAGAAUGGACACCUGGUGUAACGGCAGGUGGCUGCCGAAAUUUUUUAGAUACGUUUUGGCACAACCCUCAGUAUGUUAUUCAUUUGGAAGAUCCUGAUGAAGAAGACGAUGAUGGUAAAUGUACGGUCAUCAUUGCCCUUAUGCAAAAAAAUCGCCGUUCUAAAAGGCAUGUAGGAAUGGAUUGUUUAACAAUUGGAUUCGCUAUUUAUCAUUUGCAGUCACGGGAUUUAUUGAUUAAACCACAACCAUUAAGUUUCUUCAAAUACCGUGCGUCAGUUGCUAGAUCACAAUAUUUUAUCAAUACUAGAGAAGUAAGUGGGAGAUUCAAAUUACCUCCUGGACACUAUUUAAUUGUUCCAUCAACUUUUGACCCCAAUGAAGAAGGGGAGUUUUUAAUUCGUGUAUUUUCCGAACACAAAAAUAAUAUGAAAGAAAAUGACGAAAAUGUUAAUUAUGGAAACGAUAUCGACAAUAAUAUUCCAACUAUUAUUCCGCGCGCUCCAACACCUACAAUUCAUGAUCCUCAGCGAGAUGCUUUAGAACGAUUAUUUCGAAAUAUUGCUGGUCCAGAUAUGGAAGUAGGAUGGAAGGAAUUGAAACAAAUUUUAAAUUACUCUAUGAAAGAUGCAGAAUUUUCGAAAGACAUAUGCCGAUCUAUGGUUGCGAUGAUGGACGCCGAUGCAUCUGGUAAAUUAGGAUUUGAGGAAUUCCAAACAUUACUUACAGAUAUUGCAAAAUGGAAAGCGGUAUUUAAAUUAUAUGAUCGCGAUGGUGAAGGCAGUAUAGAUGAAUUUGAGCUUAGAACUGCUUUAAAAUCAGCUGGAUACAACUUAAAUAACCGCGUAUUAAAUGUACUGGCACAUCGUUAUGGAUCAGAGAAUGGUAAAAUUGCCUUUGAUGAUUUCAUUCUUUGUGCUGUUAAAAUAAAAACAUUCAUUGAAAUAUUUAAAGAAAGAGAUACUAAGGGAACAAAUACAAUCACAUUUAAUAUGGAUGAUUGGAUAGAAAAAACAAUAUACUCAUAGAAGCCAAAUAAAACUAGCAUCCAACAAAAUCAAACAAUAUUAUUUGAAAUAGAUUAUUAAGAAAUGCUAGUUUUUUAAAGAUUUAUUAAUAUAACUUUAUCACAAAAUUGUUGUAAUUGUAACAAUGUUAAACUAUUAUUAAGUACAAAUUAUUUUUUUCCUUAAUUUGUUAAAAUUCAUAUGCUUUAUUUAUAUUUAUUCUUUAAAACUCUAUAUUUUCUAGUCUUUUUAGCAAUUUAAGAUUAUAAUAUCGGCGCUGUAAAUAUUUGGUUUUUGUUCAAGUGUUACAAUCAACAAAUUUUGUGGGUAAAAAUGUUGUACAAUUGUGCAUUUUUCUUAAAUGUGCAAACAUACCAAUUAAUUGUAUUAUUUUAUAUAUACUUACAAAGUCUUCCAUUAUUGUAUGAAAUAUUAUUGUAUUAAAUUUUUUUGUUUCUAUUUAUUUAAAGUUUCAUUUUAUAAUUUUUAAGCAUUUAAUUUUUGUUAUUAAAUAUUAACAAUGUGUAAGUGUCUUGUACUUAUUGCAUACGUGUAUGCGGUGCCUUAUAAUGCCAAUUAUUUUGAAAUAAAAUAUAACUGAACAUUACUAA
This is a messenger RNA of Condylostylus longicornis, 3066 nucleotides long. RefSeq names its product calpain-A-like. The coding region runs from base 197 to 2476 and encodes 759 amino acids. Gene Ontology annotation, molecular function: calcium ion binding; calcium-dependent cysteine-type endopeptidase activity. Lineage: Eukaryota; Metazoa; Arthropoda; Insecta; Diptera; Dolichopodidae. The record is from RefSeq and is a predicted model, not a curated record. Gene Ontology annotation, cellular component: cytoplasm. The transcript is spliced from 2 exons. Gene Ontology annotation, biological process: proteolysis.